Molecule: messenger RNA, 2561 nt
Organism: Aaosphaeria arxii CBS 175.79
Lineage: Eukaryota; Fungi; Ascomycota; Dothideomycetes; Pleosporales
Product: chaps-domain-containing protein
Exons: 5
Coding region: 156-2213 (685 amino acids)
Biological process (GO): Golgi to plasma membrane transport
Cellular component (GO): exomer complex
Molecular function (GO): protein binding
Source: RefSeq, a predicted model, not a curated record
UUCCAGCUGUCGACUUCAUACAAGCCCAAGUCUGUCUAUCCAACGUUCCUCCCGCAAUCUUGCCUCUUACGCAUAGCAAGCGUCCAUGCUAUUCUGCCGAACCUCCUGAUCUUCUUGUUGAAUCUUCACGUGCGCCCGCACGCACCAGCCUCGCAAUGGUUACAGCGCCCGCGGUUCCUGAGAUCUAUGAAGAUGAGCUUCACACAGCCAUUGAAGCUCGCGCAGAGUCCCUUCAGACAUUAAGGGAGCUAGGCCCACCAGACUUGGUACAUUUGAUCAAGCAGCCGAUCAAAUCAGCAACGAAGCAGGUCGGGGUAUAUCACCAUGUCACGGGCAUAGACGCUUCUUCGUCCGCAAGCUUAGCUGCCUACAUCAACACCUUAACAUAUUCGCCGCAUGACAAGCAGCACAAGGUCGUCUCUGGCCUCUACUGCUGUUACAAUGCAUUCUCUCGUCUCGAUAUGCGCGUCCAAGUCUACAUUCCAGGUACCGUGGAGAGUUACUGCAUUGACGAGCGCGGAGACAAGAAGGUAGCAACAGACGAGCUAUGGUUGGAAACAUAUCUAUGCAGUGUGUUACGCGCAUACUCUUAUGCCGAUGAUGGCUCAGGGGACACCAUCAAGAAGAUUGUUGGUGUUCGGAGAUUCAACCCUAUCACCAGCACGGAGAGCGAGCAUAAGUUUCUCGAGGCUGCCGAGAGGCUCUUCUUUAAUGGCUGGCAACUAGGCUCCGACCCCGAGAUCCAAGUACCCAACCUGGUUUCAAAUCAUCUUACCACGGGACUGCUCAACUACAUACACACAACAGGACGAUACGCCUCCGGUAUCAACCUGUUCGAGAAAUUGCGAACGCGGGACCCGGAAAUAUCCUCUCUACUGGCGCGUGUCUACAUUCAAGCGGACGAAGAGGUCAAAGCGGUCCAGCUACUUCACGAGGCUAUUCAGGAACUCCCAAUGGACUAUUCGCUACUCGACUGUCAAGCGGAAUUUUGUAACAAAAAGGGCCGAAGCGAUCUCGCUCUUGAGAUUGCUAAGAGAAGCGUCGUCUCUGCACCAAGUGAAUUCGGGACAUGGGCACGAUUGGCCGAGAUCUAUGUUGCUCUAGAGCAGUGGGAUCUUGCACUUCUUACUCUCAACUCUUGCCCUAUGUUUACGUAUCAAGACAAAGAUGCACCCCGAAUGCCUGAGCCCCAAAGGGUGUACUUGCCCAUCAUGCCAGAAGCUAUGUGCGACGAAAUCGAGGACAGCAAUGUCGACGACAUUGAAUUGGUACACCCAACUCUCCGCAAGCUCCACGCUGCAGGCUUCAAGGGAACUUUCCUCAAGGCAUAUAUCCUCUUGACGGAGAUAACGAAGAAGAUCGGAUGGGAUCAGUUGCUUCGGAUACGUAGUCAGGUCUUCGUCAUGGAGGAAGAGUAUCGACACGAGAAGCAGACCAUCUCACAUCAGCCACAGUCACGCACUGCGAGUACAACCGCUCUCCGGUCACCCACCCCUACCAUCAAUGGAGACGCCGAACAUGGGCAAGUAGAAGAGAAGGAGGUUCCCUCUGACUCAGAAGGUGAGCAGGCAAACGCUGAAUCAUCCACCGCUGGAGACGAGGCCGGGGAAUCAAUCGAGAAGCCUGGUCACACUGUAGCAUCGGAGGUCGUCAAAGCCGGUGGUAGUGAGGAGCCGGACCAACAGCCUAAUUACACCCACUUCCAGAAUAAGCGACUUUGCGAACGCUGGCUCGACAAUCUGUUUAUGGUUCUUUACGAGGAUCUCCGUGUGUACACCAUAUGGCGAACCGAGAUGGCUCAGUAUCGACAACAGCAACUGCUGUAUAAGAAAUCAGCAGAAGAAUGGGAGAUCCUGGGAGAGCUUGCGGAGCGACUCCACCACAAUGAGGAGGCCGCCGAAGCUUACGAGAACUGCUUGCAGAUGAAGUUCAGCCCUAAAGGAAUGAGGGGCGUUCUGAAAUUGAACGAAAAUCAGCAUAAUGUUCGUGAUACCUGUGGCGCGUUGAUCCGACUUGUCACAUGGCAAUACCGGUGGUAUUCUGAAUUCUCUCCAUCACUCCUCUACACGAUUCGCAAGUUGAUUGAAGAAGAGGGUGCUGUCAAGGUUCGAAGCAUCAUCCAGGGAACAAGUUUGCCUCAGCACGUGCUGGAUCUUACCCACCAGUAUGCAGCCUUGUGUGCUGCAUUCAGGAGCAGCGGCAGCGACGGUUGAUCGCUCAGCUAGGCGGCACGAUAGAGAAACAUCAAUCAAAGCGAGAGCAUAGUAAUUUCAGCGGUUUUCGUGUGAUGCUUGCAAGCGAUGGCGCAGGAUCAAUAUCUUGUCGUAGGCAAAACGAGCCUCUUAGGCGGCUGCAUGAUUGUCAUUUUCCCACAAGUCAUUGCGUGUAUAACACCAGCACGGUUGUUCUGUUAUCAUAACAUAAUCAUAUAUCUUGUGCCUUGCAACCAAUAUAUUCUUUUUGUAUCGUCACAAGACGCGAGUCCAUUUGAAUGCCCGCACUAUGCCGCAAAGCACCCAGUCAUAGAACUGCGAAAGAGACCCAUGAGACCCAUGAAAAGC